GCCCUUGAACGCGCCUUAAGCCGACAUGUUUUUUCCCCCUCCUCCAUAGUCCGCCUUGUUUCCCUCCAUCUCCGCUCAGCUCUCAGUGCCGCUCGGACGUUGCGUUAAGGUGCGGAUCCGAGUCCCGCUCUUGGGGGAAAUUUGAGGAAAGUCAGACGACAUAUACGCCUUUUAAGGACAGUAUAAGUCUAUUUAAAUUAAGACGACAGACAUUUGUGCAGUUGUUCUGAAGCUACAGUAAAAAUGGAUCCAAUGACUCAGUCCGCCCAGAUAUCAUCGUCGCAAGGGUUUGCCGAUGGACAAAAUUCUGCUGCCAAAGAAUCAAAGAUGUCCGAUUCCUUUCUUUCCUCUUCGCCUGUAUCUCUCAUUCAGUCUCCUCAAGACAAAAGAGUGGUCCUGGGCUCCGACAAGCCCUGUGAAGGUGUAGCGACAUCUCUUCGCUUUCCUUCUCAACCUGGCUCAUUCACCCCUGGUAAUUACGGGAGUGAAGCAGGGCCGCCAGAUGGACAACCAGAUUCACCGAUAAAGACAUCACCUGUUUCGGAACGAAUAAAAGCACUGGAAGCACUUGCUGCCAAAAAGAAGGAACCCGAUUUUAGAAGUGAAGGAGGUUUGUCUCAUUUCAGAGACCGCCACCAUGAGAAAUCUCCCACUGAGACCCCAAAAUGUCCCAUUGAGACAUCAAAAUCUCCCACCGAGACCCCAAAAUGUACCACUGAGACACCAAAAUGUCCCACUGAAUUCUCAAAACAUCCUAUUGAAACCCAAAAAUCUCCCACUGAGAAAGUUGCGCCAACCAUGACGAAAAGAGGAGGUUCUGCUGAUCAGGAGUCACCAGAAUCUCCCUUUGAAGUACUUGGAGAUUUAAGACAAGUGAAUGAAUUCGAAGAAACAGAAGAAUGGAUGAAGGCUCAUUUACCUCCAGUGCCAGACUUUGAUGCUGUAGAUUUAAUUAAAGGUACCCCAACAUCAGAUAAUGUUUCACCAAAGGCAGAGAAGGAGACUGACAUAGUUAUACCUGAUGCUCCUGCGGCCUUUGCUGGUGUCCCUGAUGCUUUCAUGGAUACUCCUGUUGAAGCGUCAGAACUGAAGGAUGAGUUCAGUAAUGCACAGAAACAGCCAAGUGUUGAGGAAGAGUCUGAGUUUGACCUGAGCUUCUUGCCAACAGCCUAUAUGUGGGAUCAGCAGGAGAAAUCAGGUGUCCAGCCUCCAUCAAAUCUUAAUUCAGUGCUUCCAACUUCACCUGCACCUCCUGCAGGCUUUGGCUCCCCAUCUCCUACUGUCUUCCCACCAGUUGACACAGAUGUUAAACAGAAUGUACCUGAUGAAAAGAAGUCCACUUGGAGUGGAGAUCUGGAGCCCCCGGAGGCAAGUGAAGCAGACAGCUCAGGAGAGUCGGAUGAUACUGUCAUUGAAGAUGGUGUCUCUGUUCCUCCUCCAUCUUCUGGCUCAGCCAUUUCAAAUGAUCCUACCUCUCCCCCUGCUCCUGCAGCUCAGAUUCUUCCCGAUGAGGAAAAAGUGACUCCUCCACCAAGGUCUGAGAGAAAGUUAAUGCAGGUUCCAACAAUCAAUGUUAUUGAAACUGAUGAGCCAAAUUACAGUGAAGAGGAGAUGGAAAUGGAGGUUGAAGGAGAGGAAGAUGAACCACCCAAGACACGCCCCUUGGAGACUGAAUUCAUGGAAGGCUACUCUCCUCCAUCCUCUCCUGUUGACUCUGAUGCGGAAUACUCUCCUAAACACAGCAUGCUCAAAUCUCUUCCUGAAACAGUCCAUCAGGAAUCAGCAUCAAAACCAGAGGCCCUACCCAACCAAACUGAUUCAAAAGACUUGGCCUCUGAUUUUACCCAAGCACAAUAUGAAACAUCGCAGACCUCUUCCAGUAAAGUCAAUGAUGAACCCUCCCCUUUCAUCGUCACAAAUGAAGAAGUGGACUUCCCAGACAACGACGACGAGUGGUCAGACGAAGCACAAGAUAUCCUGGUCAAACCUUGCAAGACGGAUCUUUCACUCAUGCAACCCACUCAUUACACCCAAUCCAGUGUGGAUGAAAAGAGCAACACGGCUGCAAAAGAUGUUUAUAUGGAAGGAGGGCCCAUUUCUAAAACCGGCUUUAUGCAAGACGAUAUCUAUGACAGACAAUCAUUUGAUUAUGAUUAUGAUGCAUCCUGUCCCUUGGAUGACAUUGAUGACAAAGGGCUAAACAAUGCUAAGGAGCGGUUUCUUUCUGAUCCUUCUCAUAUCCGUGUCGAAACACUGAACGCAUGUACUACACAAAAUGAUCCCCAGGACAGUCAAACUAUGGAAGAUUUCACUUCAGUGAAUGAUGAUGAAGCCUUCCCCAAGCGAGAUUAUCCUCAAGACCCCUAUUCCUCUUUCCAAAGUGAGACACUAAGCGGCACCAAUGAACAAGAUUUCAAUAAAAAAACGACCACCAACAUUGUUACAGAUAAUAUGGCAAAUAGCAGCUCCCGCCCAGAAAGCAAAAUUGACUCAAAGAUCCAGCAGGACACUAAAGUACCUGUUACAACAAGCAGCCCAGACAGCAGUCACACUGACAGCUCAGUUUCUGAGCCUACAGAUAGCUUUGUGGAGUUCAUGCGAGAGUGCCUGAAAUCAAAGCAGGAUGAAGAACUUGACAAUGCACACCAAGGCAUUACCUCCAAGAACGAGCUCUGCAAAACUGGUUUGCCUACCUCCCAGUCCCCUCCAACCAUGGUGAUGGAUCUUGAACAAGAGCAGCUUACCAUCAGUGCUCUCAAAGAGCUGGGUAGCAGUCAAGAAGAGGAGGAAGAAGUGGUGUCUCGCGACCAGGACAAUGCUAACCCCAAUGCAGCCUCUAUACAACAGUCUUCAUUUACCUCAGUUCCUACUCCUCCAUGUUCCCAAACCAACCUUGUGUUUGACAGCACGUAUUCCAAAGAGGUAGAAGCCAUCGACGAAUGGGUGGCUGAAGCUUAUCAUCUUGCUGAGCAUGUCUUGACAGCAAUACUAACCCACUUAUCAGUUAAGGAUCUGAUCCACUGGCGAGACCCCAAGAAGUCGGGUGUGGUGUUCGGUCUGUCUAUGUUGCUGCUUCUGUCCCUGGCAGCCUUCAGUGUCAUCAGUGUGGUGUCCUACCUGCUGCUCGCCCUGCUCUGUGUCACCAUCACCUUCCGCAUCUACAAGUCUGUCGUCCAGGCCGUGCAGAAGUCCAGCGACGGACACCCCUUCAAAUCACUGAUAGAUAAGGAUGUCAGCAUUCCCCCAGAGACCUUCCGCAAGCACGUGGACGCCAGUCUGACCUACAUCAACCGAGCCCUGAAGCAGAUGAGCCGCCUCUUCCUGGUCGAGGACCUCGUGGACUCCCUGAAGCUGGCCGUGGUCAUGUGGCUGUUCACCUACGUAGGAGCCGUCUUCAAUGGAAUCACCAUUCUCAUCCUGGCUAACAUCCUCCUCUUCGCUGUGCCACCGAUCUACGAGAAGAACAAGACUCAGAUUGAUCAGUACAUCGACCUGGCACGUACCCAAGUCAACACCACAAUGGCCAAGUUGCAAGAGAAACUUCCUGGAGCCAUGAAGCGCACCAAAACCGAAUGAUCAACCCCCCCAUUAGAAACCUCCAUGUCACCAUCAUCCUCAUCUCCAUCACCAUCUUAAACUCCCUUACUUUCCCCUACCCCUUUCCCGAUAACCCUCACCCCCAGUCUUACCCCACCCCCCCACACUCCAUCAACCAUCAGCACCCUACUACACUGAACCUUGUUAGGUAGAAAAUCUCUGAGCUAUUCGAUAUUCAAUGUAAAACUACUGCGCAGCUUAACUCGCAAGCAUUAAAAAGAACUGUGCCUGUGCAGACAGGAAGCACGUCGCUAGUGAGGAAGUGAUGUAACGCCGCGGCGGACCCCGACUGUCUGUGGGCAUUUGCCACAGGGGAACAGAGGCAGGGUCGAGUGAACUAGACUGAAUCUAUGACCUGGUUUGGUCGUGUACAGCAAGCAGGGGGUGGAUGAUGGCUGUUAUGUCACAAAAAGCAAAUGUCUGUACUCUAAAUAGCAUUUCCUCUGAGAUUAACGAUCAUUAACGCUGGAAAAGUUACAGGAGAGGAAAAAAAAAUAGAAAAAGAAAUGAAAGCAAGCUUUUGGGUGUUAUUGUGGCUAGUCUUCUCCUGCUCUCGCUCUACAGAUGUUGUCAGGAUAGAUAUGAGUUGUUUUUUUGUUUUGUUUUUUAGAAGCUGGUAAUGGGUUUGCUGUUACUGAUCGGCCUGUUAGUCUGUUUCCAUUCACCUCACAGGCACUUCUGUAUGUACGUUUCUGCAAUGCACUGAACUUUUAUUUUUUUUAAACCCACGAGCAGGCUGAAAUAAAAGGAUUGGAACACUGAACCAGCUGUGAUAAUUUGGUCUAGUUCACCGUCUUUUGAUCAGAUGCAUUUUUUUGAAGUUCUCUGUAUAUACACCUUAAGACAAGUAAAGGCUCUCUCUGCUGUAUGGAACAUGUUAGCCUUGCUUUUUAUAUCAAAGAGAGUUCCCUCACGUACAGCAGUCCUAACUUCUUUUGUUGCACCUGUUCAAGCCACAAAGUGUUGAGGUCUAACGUUCAUUUGUACAUUUUGAUUCUUCUCAUCACUACUUAUUACUAUUAUUAAUAUUAAUCAUAGGAUGGCUGCUUUGACUCCCUACUAGCUUGACAACAGCAUUGUAAGAGUUCUGUUAAGUGUUGUUGAGCUUCAUACUUUUAAACUGGAGGUCCUUCAGAGGCCUCUUGAGAAAUAAUUCCUGAUUGUUGGAUAAGUGAAGAGAGACGCUCUCUGAUGUGUUUUCAUGGCCUUCGAUCCCAAACUGGGUUCCCAGCUCACUGUUUAAAUUUAGAGCGUGCCACCACGAUGAAUACAGGCCUUCACCGUGCUCCGUUUUUAUUUGACCAAAAAAACGUAUAACUUAAAACACUUAGCAGCUUUUUGCAGAGCCGUGAAGAAAGACAGAUGGUUGAAAGCUCUGGAAGAAAAGCUUGCAAGUGAAAUAACGGUUAAAGUUUUUUUGACGCCCAAACUAAUGAUUUAUACUAAAACUGACAUGAAUUUAUAAAUGUAUUUAUUUUAUAUAAUAAAAUUAAUUAAUAUAUUUUUGAAUAUUAAUUUAACUUCUAAACAGGUAAAAGAAGAAUCACUAAUUAGUUCUGUUUUCAAUUUGUCAGCACCAUUUUUUGAUAAACCACCAACCAGAUUUUUAUUAAACUUGGUGUGACGUGGGCCAAAGACGAGCCCAUAUUUUGGAGCGGAUCCGAAUCACAGGGCAGACGUUUGUUAACAGUGUGAGUCUGGCUGUAACAUUGGUAUCUAUGGUAAAAUGAAGUGAAUGCCCUGUAAUCAUUUUGUUGGCACAUUUUCGACUCUGUACAAACCUCAGUGACCUGACAGGAAGUUGAGAUCAGAGGGUUGGUGGAACAAAACGAGAGGUGCAGUCUGAGUAGAGUGUAGCCGGGACAAUGGAAGCAGUUUUUUGGGGGAGGGUUUAUUAUUAAGCUCUAUUUGUUCUUUUUUUUUUUUUGACUGCCAUGAAGCGCAUGUCAUAGUGUAAGCUGGAAACAGACCCUCACCCUUCUAUAGGCUGUAUCAUAUUGUUGACCCUGACUUUUGUUUAAUAUGAUUCUUACUCGUGAUUGUUUUAAUGGUGUUUUUGAACUCCGUAAAAGUCACGUUAGCACUACUGCUACGUCUCCAUGUUGUUUUACGGGAUGAAUAUAUAGAAGGUCCAUUUCAUUGUGCCCCGCAGUGAGUUUGCAUGGAGUUAGUGUCCCCUGAAUACUGAAUGGCCAACAGUAGAAGAUCAUCCUUCAUUGCCUGUCGAUGCAGUGUAACUACUCCGACAUCUGCCAGUGUGCUGAAUGUUUUCUGGAACAUUCCUCCCCCCCAUGCAUGCCCUCCUCUGUGUGUCGUCUUCACUGUGUGUCUCAUUCACACUCUGGCUGUCGAAGCCAAAAUAUGCAACAUUUCAACAUUUGGUGUUGGAGAUGCUAUCCUUCCCCCACCUCACUCACCCCACCUCACCCUCUCAGUUACACAUCCUGUUUAUUUAUUUGAAUGUGGGGAAGUUGCAUAUUGUAGCUUUUAAAGGCUAAGUUGUCGUUUCCAUGUAAAUGCUUGAUUUCACAGAUGUUUGGUUCAACCAAAUUGCAAGAGAACAUUUGCCGGGUUUUGAGACGUCUACCUCCAGGCCGACACCACGGGGAGAGAGGUGGUGUCAAAUGGAUGGUGGAAACAUUUAGUUUGUAUUUUAGUUGAACUGAGCCUUUAACAUUGUGUCAGUCUGACCUCACCUCACUGCUGUAAAGGCUUUCCACAUGCACAGAACCUUUAGUGAACCUUUAGUUCAGGACAGGCCAUGUUUCCUGUAAGACUAAAUAGAUGACUUCUUCUCUGAAUCUAGUUGGCUUCUUUCUUUAGAGUGUAAUAUAUAAUCUGAAUAAAAGUCCACUCAUAAUUGACCUUGUUCCCUCACAGCAUGUUGCUUUCCUCCUCUUCCUGUUCGUCCCCGUGUUUUCAUCAGGUAUGGGAGUGUGUGGCAGGAGUGUGUUUGACUUUUUAUUUUUUGUCUUGUUUUGCUUUUGACUCUUUACUGGUAUCUAGACGUUGUUCACUAACAUCAGCUCUGUUUUGUAUUAGCUAUGACUUUGGUUCCAAUUUUUUGAAGCUUUGGGAAAAAAGAUGUUGCAGGAAAAAAAAAAGAAAACAGAAAAAAAAGUCUGUGGUCUCUGUUCUGAUGUCAAAGUGAAAUUAAUAAAAACACGUCAAAGGAC
Messenger RNA from Larimichthys crocea (large yellow croaker), 6773 nucleotides. RefSeq names its product reticulon 3 (gene rtn3). The transcript has 9 exons. The record is from RefSeq and is a predicted model, not a curated record. Bases 244 to 3576 code for a protein of 1110 amino acids. Lineage: Eukaryota; Metazoa; Chordata; Actinopteri; Sciaenidae. Gene Ontology annotation, biological process: neuron differentiation; brain development; endoplasmic reticulum tubular network formation. Gene Ontology annotation, cellular component: postsynaptic density; endoplasmic reticulum membrane; neuron projection.